Lolium rigidum is the source of this 1872-nucleotide messenger RNA. RefSeq names its product GTP 3',8-cyclase, mitochondrial. Gene Ontology annotation, biological process: Mo-molybdopterin cofactor biosynthetic process. The record is from RefSeq and is a predicted model, not a curated record. Gene Ontology annotation, molecular function: 4 iron, 4 sulfur cluster binding; metal ion binding; GTP 3',8'-cyclase activity. The transcript has 7 exons. NCBI's taxonomy places the organism in Eukaryota, Viridiplantae, Streptophyta, Magnoliopsida, Poales, Poaceae. Bases 70 to 1539 code for a protein of 489 amino acids.
UGGAAUCAGCUCACUCCAUCCUCCGUACAAUUGAGUUGACCCCACCAGCCAGUUGAAGAAUCAGCCCCGAUGCAGCCCGCCGCCUCCCAUGUGACCUCGAGUCUCCGCCGUCGCCUCCUCUCCGCGUCCCGGCGAGCGCCGACCUCCCAGGCCGUCUCCCCCUUCCCCACCUCAGGUCGAGUUGCGAGGGAGAGGGAGCCAUGGGGCUCACCGGCGACGCGAUUGACGCCGUCGAGCUGCUUCCCCACCGCCCCGCCACCGGCUACUCCUGCCCCCUGCCCCCUCCCCCGUUCAUCCUCGUUUUUGCCUCGUCCACAGCCGCUGCUACAACAAGUUCGCGGCCUCUCCUCUGCUCGCCCCCUCCGCUUCACUGGCGAGGUGCUUGGCCGAGGUCGGAUUGGGGACAGCUUUGGUUCUCCGUUUGAUACCGUGAGUGUAGGACUCCAAAGUUUGACCAGGACUCCCUCUUCAACUUAUAGCCGUAGUUGCUCCAGUACAUAUGCGACUUCUUGUGCUACCAAGCCAGAAGCUCUACCGGUGGAAACACCGACGUCAGAUAUGCUUGUCGAUUCAUUUGGGAGGUUUCACAAUUACUUAAGAAUCUCAUUGACUGAGCGCUGUAAUCUGAGAUGUCAAUACUGUAUGCCUGCUGAAGGAGUCGAGCUCACACCAAAGUCAGACCUUCUGUCACAUGAUGAGCUAAUUCGAGUUGCCAGUCUUUUUGUUGCUUCUGGUGUGGACAAGAUCCGAUUAACUGGUGGAGAACCAACCGUUAGAAAAGAUCUUGAAGACAUUUGUUUACAUCUUUCUAGCCUGAAGGGACUGAAAACUCUUGCAAUGACUACUAAUGGGAUCGUUCUUUCCAAGAAGCUUCCAAGACUGAAAGAGUGUGGUCUUAACGCUUUAAAUAUUAGCUUGGACACAUUGGUCCCUGCAAAGUUUGAAUUCAUGACGAGGCGUAAAGGGCACUCAAAGGUCAUGGAAUCAAUAGAUACUGCCAUAGAACUUGGAUAUGACCCCGUGAAGAUUAAUUGUGUUGUCAUGCGUGGAAUGAAUGAUGAUGAAAUCUGUGAUUUUGUUGAAUUGACCAGACACAAACCUAUUAAUGUUAGAUUUAUCGAGUUCAUGCCAUUUGAUGGUAAUGUUUGGAAUGUCAAGAAGCUGGUCCCUUAUGCGGAAAUACUGGAUAAAGUGCGUCAACAUUUUGAAGGCGUAGAGAGACUUAAAGACCACCCUUCAGACACUGCAAAGAAUUUCAAGAUUGAUGGGCAUGUUGGAACAAUUUCAUUUAUUACAUCAAUGACAGAACAUUUUUGUGCUGGCUGCAAUAGAUUGCGACUACUGGCGGAUGGCAACUUCAAAGUAUGCUUAUUUGGGCCCUCAGAGGUGAGCCUGAGAGAGCCUAUUCAUUCUGGUAUUGAUGAUGCUGGACUGAAGGAAAUAAUUAGUGCUGCGGUUAAAAGGAAAAAAGCUAAACAUGCUGGGAUGUUUGAUAUUGCCAAGACAGCAAAUAGACCAAUGAUACAUAUUGGUGGCUAAGGAUCAGUGCCCGAGUUCCUUCUCAGCUGCGCGCAACUAAGAAAAAGUGUUAUUGCUGUUGUUUCUUGACAAAUGUUACACAUUUAGCUCCGGAAAGAGGCAACCCAGAAGUCAGAUACAGUUGUCAAAAUGCAGUCCUGUACUUGCGAAACAUCAUUUGAGAACCUCACACCGUUCAGUCUUGACAUGUUUGUACUUUUGACAACACAUACCACAGACUGAACUGUUUAUGUUGUACAAUGUAUCCUUCUCAAAUUGAACUGUUGCUAAGUUGUAUAAUAUUCAUGUUGUAAUGUAUUAGUAUUAUGGAAUGAAGAAAUUGAUUGUAUGCCA